AUAAAACAACUAAAUAACAAUACGGCUCCAGGCAUAGAUGGUAUAUUUGUAGAAAUGUUGAAGGAGGGGAGUGAAAUUAUUCUCGAAGAAUUGAAAAAUUUUAUCAACGAACGUCUUAACAGAGGAAAAGUCCCAGAUGAUUGAAAUGAAAGUUUGACAAUACUUCUUUUCAAAAAAGAAGACAGGAGAGGUUUAAAGAACUAUAGGCCAAUCUCCCUGCUGUCUUAAAUGUACAAUCUGUUUAUGAGAGUAAUAACUAAGAGGUUAACGUCGAAGCUCGAUAGUUAUCAACCGGAAGAGCAGGCAGGAUUCCCAAAAGGUUACAGUAAAGCGGAUCAUCUUCUUACAGUCAGAACGCUAAUAGAAAAAACCAAUGAAUAUCAUCUGAACCUAUACAUUGGCUUCGUUGAUUAUAAAAAGAGAGAAUGAACAACUGCAGGAUAGACUCCCGAUACAGAAUUCAUAU
Molecule: messenger RNA, 466 nt
Organism: Diabrotica balteata
Lineage: Eukaryota; Metazoa; Arthropoda; Insecta; Coleoptera; Chrysomelidae
Source: the annotation of a GenBank genome assembly